CGUCAGAGGAGUUGAUAGAAGUUUAUUUAAAUUUCGAAUUUUCGGUCAAAUUGAUUUUAUUGAGGAUUUAAAAAUAUUACAGAAACUACAUCUUAAUCUACAUUACCAAGUAACUUUGAACUCGAGGUAUCUAGACUAGAAUCGGUAAAUUUGGACCUGAAAUUCCAAAUCCCAAUGAACAGCUGUUAAUCACUGUUGCAAUCCAUUAUACAACUCACUAUUUUAUAUUCAAAUUUUUUUGGUAUACUUGUAAAUUUAACAUGGAUGUUAAACCAGUAACACAUGUUCUUUUUGAUAUGGAUGGUUUAUUACUAAAUACUGAAGAUUUGUACACUAAGCUAUUUCAAAACAUUGUGUCAAAGUAUGGAAAGGAAUAUACAUUUGAUGUAAAGUUAAAAAUAAUGGGAACUCAAGCAAUUGAAAGUGCUACAAUGGUUAUCAGAGAACUUGACCUUCCAAUGACCCCAGAAGAGUUUCUACAAGAAUGUAAAAAAGGAGAAAGUAUUUUUGCUGAUUGCCAGUUAUUGCCAGGUGCUAGACGACUUGUUGAACAUUUGCACCAACACAAAAUACCCAUCGCUUUAGCUACAAGUUCUGGAGAAGAGAGCUACCAUUGCAAAGUAGAUAAACAUCAUACAGAAUUUUUCUCAUUGUUUCCUUACAAAACAUUUGGAUCCUCAGACCCUUCAGUAAAGAAUGGAAAGCCUCAUCCAGACAUAUUUUUAGUAACGGCAAUGAAAUUCCCUGAUAAACCUGUACCCGAAAAAUGUUUAGUAUUUGAAGAUGCAGUAAAUGGUGUAAAAGCUGCCGUCGCAGCUGGUAUGCAAGUUGUCAUGGUUCCUGAUCCUCGUAUAGACAAGAGUUUGACCAAAGAGGCUACGCUUGUGCUUAGUUCGUUAGAAGAAUUUAAACCAGAACUGUUUGGCCUACCGCCAUUCAAAGACUAGUUUUAUAUUAGCACAUUUUUAGAUUUAUUAAUUAGUAGGAAGUCCUGAAGUAGUAGGCAGGACUAUAAAUAUGAAUGUGUUUUCACAGAAAACGAUUUACCAUUAAACAAAUGUUACUUGCUUGGUAUACCAAAUGAUGUACUUAAUUAUGAUUUAAGUAUAUAUAGUUAUUAUUGUUUCCAGUCAGAUAUAUAUACAUAUAAUGUUAAUAGAACAAUGUAAUUCCAGUAAUUAAGAUAAUUUGUAAACGACGUUCCUGUGAUAGAAUUUUAUUUAAUUUCACGGUACAAACAAUAUUAUGUAUGUAUUUUCGUGUUCUAAUAAAGAAUCAUAAGAAGGUGA
This is a messenger RNA of Pieris napi, 1289 nucleotides long. RefSeq names its product pseudouridine-5'-phosphatase-like. Bases 261 to 947 code for a protein of 228 amino acids. Gene Ontology annotation, molecular function: phosphatase activity. Lineage: Eukaryota; Metazoa; Arthropoda; Insecta; Lepidoptera; Pieridae. The transcript is spliced from 5 exons. The record is from RefSeq and is a predicted model, not a curated record.